CUGUUGAACAUCAUCCUGACUCUCGUGGCGGCCGCCGUGUCCUCCGCGCGCCAUGGCAAGCAAACGAUGUCCGCGGCCACCAUCUACGAAGGCAGUUGCAGCCGAGCAAAGGCGUGGACGACGGGACUGCACUUGCUGAUCAAUGUCCUCGGCACCAUCAUCCUCGGGGCCAGUAGCUACUGUAUGCAGUGCCUGACUGCGCCCUCCCGCACCGAGGUCGACCGCGCCCACGAGGAACGCGUGUGGCUUCAUAUCGGAGUCGCGAGCCCGCGGAAUCUUGCCUGGGCCGGACGAUUCCGUGUUACCUUGUGGUUGCUGCUCGCGGCAAGCUCCCUGCCAAUCCAUCUGAUAUACAACUCCGCCGUCUUUUUUGCCCUAGGCACCAAGGAAUACAAUGUCGUGCUGGCGUCGGCCAAUUUCGAUUUUGAUCGUCCACCGGCCGAAUAUAAUGUGUCGUACGGGGAGUGCUUCGAGCCGAACACGGCGAUGAACAUGUCCACCUUCUAUGCCGACCUCCCCAACUUCAAGAACCUGACCCGCCAGGAAUGCCUCGAGAAGCAUUUGACGGAUUUCCCCGCGGAUCUGGGCACCCUGAUCCUGGUGACGAGCAAUCUUACCGUCGCCAACGAAUCCCUGCAGUGGGUAGAUGUGGGGAACCCUCCCGCGAACUAUGAAGGCACCGUCGCGUAUAGCUUUGAAUGGCUCUGUGAUCAGUUAGAUGUUGACGGCUAUUGCACUCGAUCGAGGCUGCUAAGAGCCGUCGACAGUUGGGCAGUCCCGUGGCUGAUGCCUUGGUCGGGCCCGGUGAUCAAUGCCACUGUUGAUCUUCCCCGGGGCUCGGCGACCAUCAGUGGGAAGAUGAUUGAGCUCUAUGACCUGAAAACCGAUGAGUGGCCCGCGGCAUUGAUUUCCGACUAUGAUUCGCUUGCGAUGAAACUCCAGGGAUUUCCAUCGGAGUAUUACCUGCAACAAUUUUUGGACAACGCGACGUAUUGGCAAAACAGCACCUGGGCUCAAGACGUUCGUCUCCGGGCCACCGACGAGGAGGCAUGUUCCGCCGACAUCAACUUCUUCAGCGUCAGCACUUCCAGUACAAGCCAGACCGCAUACCCCGUGGAAUAUUGUUUAAGUCUGAAGACCGCGGAACACUGCGAGUUGCAAUUCAGUCCGGCGAUCUGUCUGGUGGUGAUCGCCUGCAACGUGGUCAAGUUCCUUUGUAUGCUGUUGACGGCCCGGUGCGAUCGGAAGGAUAUCUUCCUGACCGUCGGGGAUGCCAUGGCCUCGUUUUUGAGCCGACCUGAUCCCACCACCGAACGGAUGGGCUUGCUCUCGCGGUCGAAUCUGACCACUGGGCCGCAGCCGUGGCAGUCCCGUCGGAAGAGGUAUUGGCGUGUGGCGGCCAAGGAUGCAUCGCAACCCCAGGCGUGGGCCCGGCUCCCGCCUCGCCAUCGAUGGAUGCGGGCGGUUCGACUCGAGCAGUGGAUCUUGACCAUCAGCGUUUGCCUAAUGCUCCUCGGCGUGGGGGGCUAUAUGCUAUCGCUCGCGAUUGGGGGUCUGCAGAACGAAGGCCAGGACUGGAGCCUCCCGGCGCUGUGGAACCUGGGGUUUGGCUCGGCCACGCCUCACACGAUCAUCAUGCUGCCCCAUGCGUCGGUCAUCUCCAUGGCCCUUCUGGCCAACUGUCCCCAGAUUGUGAUCUCGGUGGGCUAUUUCCUGUACAACAAUCUGCUGACCCACAUGCUGUUGGCCACCGAAUACGACGACUACGCGACCCAGCGGAAGUCCCUUCGGGUUUCCUGGCCGGAGGGGAAUCAACGCGCGACCUACUACCUGAGCCUGCCGUAUCGCUACAGCGUUCCGCUCAUGCUGGCGUUGAUGCUCUUGCAUUGGCUGGUCUCUGCCAGCUUGUUCUACGUCGAGAUUAUUCCGUUUGACACGCAGGGAAAUCCAUCGUAUGCAUACCAAGUCAUUGCCUGUGGGUACGCGCCCAUCGCUAUUAUAUUUGCUCUCGUCCUGGGGGUGGUGAUGACGAGCACGAUCGUGGGUAUGAGCAUGAAGCGGUUCGACUCGCGCAUGCCCAUCGCGAGCAGUUGCAGUGCGGCCAUCAGCGCCGCCUGUCAUCCGCAGGGGGGUGACGAGCAUGCCCUGAAGCCGGUCAUGUGGGGGGAGAUUCCGAUGUCAUCGACGAAAGCCGGAGUUAGCGUCGACAUUGAAAGCCUGAGUGAUACUGAGUCGGACGAUGGGGACCUUGGUCGGGGUACUCGUGUCCGGGGCGAGCGAUGGCGAGAGCGAUAUUACCCACCGCUGGACCGCGAAUCGGCUGGCCAGGAUGGUACCUAUGGUCAUUGCAGUUUCACCUCGGAGGAAGUGACUACUCCCGAUCCAUCCCGACUGUAUAUAUAGGCUCGAUUCAGCCAGU
Aspergillus ibericus CBS 121593 is the source of this 2419-nucleotide messenger RNA. RefSeq lists its product as uncharacterized. The record is from RefSeq and is a predicted model, not a curated record. NCBI's taxonomy places the organism in Eukaryota, Fungi, Ascomycota, Eurotiomycetes, Eurotiales, Aspergillaceae. The transcript is spliced from 3 exons. The coding region runs from base 67 to 2403 and encodes 778 amino acids.